This is a messenger RNA of Artibeus jamaicensis (Jamaican fruit-eating bat), 1533 nucleotides long. It is a transcript of the gene COMTD1, whose product is annotated as catechol-O-methyltransferase domain containing 1. Gene Ontology annotation, molecular function: S-adenosylmethionine-dependent methyltransferase activity; O-methyltransferase activity. The record is from RefSeq and is a predicted model, not a curated record. Lineage: Eukaryota; Metazoa; Chordata; Mammalia; Chiroptera; Phyllostomidae. The coding region runs from base 21 to 980 and encodes 319 amino acids. The transcript is spliced from 6 exons.
UAAGGCCGUGCGGCCGCCAGAUGAUGCUCCAUACCGCAUCCUGUGGGCAGUGCCGGGACCAGGUGGAACAAGAAAGGCCUGAGGGUCCGAGUGCAGUCCCGGUAGCCCCAGCGCUAGUGAUCUUUGCACCGCCGCCUUCUGCCAACGCCAUGAUCCAGCCCCUGCCCCGGCUCUCUGCGCCCGCGGCGCUGGCCCUGGGAUCAGCCGCUCUGGGCGCCGCCUUCGCUACCGGCCUUUUCCUGGGGAGAUGGUGCCCUCCAUGGCAAUCUCGGCGAGAGAAGCGCCUGCUGCCCCCCGAAGACAGCCCCCUGUGGCAGUAUCUGCUGAGCCGCUCCUUGCGGGAGCAUCCGGCGUUACGGAGCCUGCGGCUGCUGACUCUGGAGCAGCCGCAGGGGGAUUCAAUGAUGACCUGUGAGCAGGCCCAGCUUUUGGCCAACCUGGCGCGACUCAUUAAGGCCAAGAAGGCGCUGGACCUGGGCACUUUCACAGGCUACUCAGCCUUAGCGUUGGCCCUGGCACUGCCCCCCACUGGGCACGUGGUGACCUGUGAGGUGAACCCGGAGCCCCCGGAGCUGGGUCGGCCCCUGUGGCGGCAGGCUGAAGAGGAGCACAAGAUCGACCUUCGGUUGAAGCCUGCCCUGGAUACCCUGGGUCCUGUGGCGAGGAAAAGUGUUGCAACCCCAACCAGGAGAUCUGGAAACCGAGUGCGUGCGAAACCUGAACGAGCGCAUCCUGCGGGAUGCCCGAGUCCACAUCAGCCUCUUGCCCCUGGGCGACGGCCUCACCUUAGCUUUCAAAAUCUAAGACUGGCCCCUAGUGACUGUUUCGAUGGAGAGGGGACCUGGGAACGCCAGCAAUCUCUCCGGAGUUUUAAACCUGUCAAUAAAGUGGGUCCUGGACAAUCUUAUGAGCUUCCAUACAGCACUGAAGUGGGGCAGGGAGGGGAGGCCCGGCACAGGCAACUUCUUGAGCGAAAGUGAGCCUUAAGGUUACAUGUUCAUCUCCUCCCUGGCAGUCUUGAUGGCCACCUGGCACCAGGGCUGUGGCCCAACCCCAGGAGCCACCAGCUGGAGGCAGGAUUUAGUUUUAAUUGGCCUGGCCACAUGCAAUUGGACAGAAAACCCAACUCCGCAGGUUUGCCCCUACUCCAGUCUCUAAGGGCCAGACGCUGGGUAGAGCCCAGCCUGGUCUCCCUCCUGCAUCUCUUCCUAGGAGGCACAAGUGGAUGAAGUUCAGUCUCCGUGCAGCUGGCACUAGUGAGGAAGCCGUAUCUGGGAUCUGACAACCGGCUUUGUAGGGGAGUAAAGUUAUGCCAGUUCAGCGGCCACUUAACCGUGUUUUCUCGUAACUGCCAGCUCAGCCAUUUGACUUCGACACGAGGACCUCAAGGUCCACCUAAGUAUACUUCCUGUCUACCCCCUUAAGUCCUGAAGGUGAGGGGCUGGAUGGCAAGGAGGGACUGGGUGGGAGCACAGGCCAGACGUGUGAAGCAGACCAGCCUGUGAGUAGGAAUUGGUACGGCAAUUUUUAACA